UGGAAACCAACAUGGCGGCCUACAGUACAGGAAGCGUUUAAAUGGGAGAAGUCAAGAAUAACGAAGGACUUCUGUAAUUAUGCUGAGUUUAUCCAUAAAAGAGGUGUCUGCAGCUCUGAGGGAAGGAAAGCUCUCGGCUACGGAGCUGUGCAGAAAAUGUCUGCAGCGCAUCAAGAAGACACGCCACCUCAACGCCUACAUCACUGUUACAGAGGAACUGGCAAUGAAACAGGCACAGGAAGCGGACGACAGGCUGCUCAGAGGUAAACCUCUUGGCCCACUGGAUGGGAUUCCUUUCUCCGUAAAAGACAACUUCUGCACGGAGAACGUAGAGACGACGUGCGCCUCUCGCAUGCUACGCGGUUAUUGUCCUCCGUUUAACGCUACAGUGGUCCAGAAGUUACUGGAUCAGGGGGCUGUGCUCGUUGGGAAGACCAACUUGGACGAGUUCGCUAUGGGAUCGGGCAGCACUGAUGGAGCGUUCGGUCCUGUGAGAAACCCCUGGAGUUACGCUGCUCCGUACCGGACGCUCGGCCACGGAACAGAUCCGGAGUCUGAUUGGGUGAUUGCAGGCGGGAGUUCAGGAGGAAGUGCAGCCGCUGUGGCAUCUCUGAGCAGUUUCCUUGCACUGGGCUCCGAUACGGGCGGUUCCACUCGUAACCCCAGCUCCCUGUGUGGCGUUGUGGCUCUGAAGCCCAGCUACGGUCUGCUGUCUCGUCACGGCCUCAUCCCCCUCGUCAACUCCAUGGACGUCCCGGGCAUCAUGAGCAGAAGCGUCCACGACGCCGCCAUCACACUCGGAGUUCUUCAGGGUCAGGAUGAAAAAGACUCGACUACAGUCCAGGCUCCUCACUCUCCCACUGCUCUCCCUCAGGAGUUCGACGUCAGGGAUCUCUGCGUGGGCGUCCCAAAGGAGUACCACGCUCCGGGUCUGUCGGCCGAGACGCUGUCUCAGUGGACCCGUGUGGCGGCCAUGUUUGAGCGAGCUGGAGCGCGGGUGCGUGAGGUGUCUCUCCCUCACACUCAGUACUCCAUCGUGUGCUACCACGUGCUCUGCUGCUGCGAGGUGGCGUCCAACAUGGCGCGCUUCGACGGCCUGCAGUACGGUCACCGCAGUGCAGUGGAGAGCUCGACCGAAGCGCUGUACGCCACCACACGGCACGAGGGCUUCAACGACGUCGUGCGGCGUAGGGUCCUCUCGGGAAACUACUUCCUGUUGAAACAGAACUACGAGCGCUACUUCGUGAAGGCUCAGCAGAUCAGACGUCUGAUCACGGAGGAUUUCCGGCGCGUGUUCUCCUCGGGCGUGGACGUCCUCCUCACGCCCACCACGCUGAGCGACGCGGCGACCUACUCCGACUUCAUCCAGGAAGACAAUCGCACACGCAGCGCUCAGGACGACAUCUUCACCCAGCCGGUCAACUUAGCAGGUCUCCCCGCCGUCACCGUCCCGGUGUCCCUCUCCAGCCGAGGACUUCCUGUCAGCCUGCAGCUGAUUGGCCGGCGCCUCCAGGACAGGAAGUUGCUAGCGGUGGCUCACUGGCUGGAGCGGCAGCUGGAUUUCCCUCUCAUCAGAUUUCACGGAGAAGACGACGCACAGGAGACGAAAUCGGAGCGGAACAGAGCGCGAGAACGCACGUCAGGGUCGUGAACGAUUACGUCAGGGUCGUGAACGAUGACGUCAUCUCGUACGGCUUUUUUUUUUUUGUUUGUUUGUUUUUCUUUCGACGUCCAGGGGCGGGUCAAAGCGUUCCACGGGUUUUUCUCUUCACGAUUGUGAGGAUGUAGAGAUAUUUAACACACGAACUUAAAGCCACUUUGUCUUAAAUGGUCCCCAAGCAAAUGUUUUCUGGAUUCUGAUUGGUCAGAAGGAGUUGACUGCUCGUUCACAAGGACCUGUACGCCUGGACUCUCCACAUCUAAGGCUAAUGAUAACCAAAAAAAAACGUGUUCAACAACAAAAACACAACAUUAAAGGCAACUUUAGACAGAUAAAAAUGUCAUUCUUUAUUCAAUUUUCUUUUAAAUUGUCAGCUGUGCUAUAAGAGACAUACAUAUAGCGUGCUGGAAAAUCAUCAACUUCCUGGUAGUAACCGAUAGCGACUCCACGUCAUGCGUGUAGUGUGAGAUGAGUGUGGUCAGACACAGAUAAGAAGCGGGUCAGUUUAAGGGAAAGGAAGAGUUUCUUUCUGGCUUCGUACGUACUCUAUAUUAUAAAUAAAUAAAUUAAUCAGCAGUAAUAUAGACUUUAUCUUAUAAUAAGGUUAUCAUUAAGUAAUUAUUUCUACACCAUAGGUCUAGAUCUUAGGCAUGCUACUGGCACAUGAUUUAGCUUCCUUCUAGAAAUAAGCACUUAAGUGUGACAACCUAAAAUACGAUCUAUUCUCAGCCUGUGAUCCUGCGUUGCAUCAGACUGACCUAAAUUCCCCAAACUAGGCUGUUCCUGUGGUGUAUUAGACUUUAAAGAAAGAAACACUGGGUGCCAAUAUUUUUACUUAAAAGGUGCUUUGUUGGAAGACUCGCAAGGUGUACUUUAAAAACACACUGAAGCUCUCAAAAGGUUGUGAAAGUACACGGAUCGCUCAUCUAAAUAAAUCCUCUUGGGGGGAGGGGGGGUUUCAGUUCUCGACUCAGAGUCGAGGUUAAAGGUGUAACUCGCCCUUGUACAAAUGACCUCGAAAAUGUUUUACGAAAUAAUGGUUCGGUCCCAGGCUGAGAAAACCCGCGUUACUAUCCAGGAGCUAACCUCCUCUUAAUCAUUUUAUAGACAUGCCCCCAAAUCCCUUUCGCUCCGCCCCCGUGUCGGUCUGAAUCCGGUAAGCGCCCAGCACAGCUGGAUAAUUCACCUGCGAGGGCAGUCCUUUUCCUUUUCCAAGAUGGAGUCA
Molecule: messenger RNA, 2885 nt
Organism: Ictalurus furcatus (blue catfish)
Lineage: Eukaryota; Metazoa; Chordata; Actinopteri; Siluriformes; Ictaluridae
Gene: qrsl1
Product: glutaminyl-tRNA amidotransferase subunit QRSL1
Exons: 11
Coding region: 80-1651 (523 amino acids)
Biological process (GO): mitochondrial translation; glutaminyl-tRNAGln biosynthesis via transamidation
Cellular component (GO): glutamyl-tRNA(Gln) amidotransferase complex; mitochondrion
Molecular function (GO): glutaminyl-tRNA synthase (glutamine-hydrolyzing) activity
Source: RefSeq, a predicted model, not a curated record